This is a messenger RNA of Staurois parvus, 1849 nucleotides long. The record is from the annotation of a GenBank genome assembly. Lineage: Eukaryota; Metazoa; Chordata; Amphibia; Anura; Ranidae.
AUGACAGGUGUAACGUGCAUCAGGGAGGACAGCUCCUGUGACACGGUCAUGUUGUCCAGCAAGGUGGCCAAGGGACAUUUGGGUCAGAGAAGAGAGGAGGAGAGGUCCCCGACAUGGGACAGGACUGACCCUUGCAGAAGCCCAGAUUCCGGGCCAGUCAGCAGUUCGGUUCCGGUGAAGAAACACCACCACAAGCACAGCAUCAAGCACCGAUAUCAGCUUUUAGAGACUUUGGGAAGAGGCACCUACGGCAAAGUGAAGAAAGCCAUAGACAAGAUUACAGGGAUGCUGGUGGCUGUGAAGUCCAUCCAGAAAGACAAGAUCACGGAUGAACUGGACAGGGUGCACCUUCAGCGGGAGAUAGAGAUCACGGCGCUGCUGAAACACGAACACAUCAUUCAGGUCUUCGAAGUGUUUGAGAGCUCAGAGAAAAUCAUCAUCGUCAUGGAGUAUGCCAGCAACGGGGAGCUCUACGACUUCAUUAAUAACAAGCACCAGAUCCCCGAGAGCGAAGCGCGCCGAUUCUUCCGCCAGAUUGUGUCGGCCGUACACUACUGCCAUAAGAACGGAAUCGUUCACAGGGAUAUAAAGUUGGAGAAUAUCCUUCUUGAUGAAAACCUGAAUGUAAAACUUGCAGAUUUUGGACUUUCAAACCUGUAUCAUAAGAGCCGGGUCUUGGAAACAUACUGCGGGAGUCCUCUCUACGCUUCUCCAGAAAUUGUCAAGGGUCUUCCUUACCGUGGCCCAGAGGGUUGAUUGCUGGGCUCUGGGAGUACUUCUCUAUGCUCUGAUCUAUGGAACUAUGCCAUUCGACAACAGCAAUUAUAAAACAUUAGCUGAACAGAUCAGUAGUGGCCAGUACAGACAGCCUCCUCAUCUAUCAGGCGCCUGUGGAUUGAUUGACUGGAUGCUGACAGUAAAUCCAGCCAGGAGAGCAACUAUUGAAGAUAUUGCCAAUCACUGGUGGGUUAAUUGGGGGUACGACACCAUGGUAUGUGACUGCCAUCUUGUACCUGAAUGUCAAUCUCCUCUGUUAGCACGAUACAUCGAAUGUCAGAACACACCUGGUUUCAAAAGCACAAAAACAGAACAAAGCAGAGUCCAUUCCAGGGAAGAUGAAGAAUAUGAAGGCUGCCUCAGAAAGUCCAAAAAGGAAAAUGACAUAAAUCAGUCCCAACAAGAACUUGAACUUAUUGCUUCUCGAAAGAAACCAAAGGGGAUCUUGAAAAAAAGGAGCAGCUUUGACAGCUCAUUAUUAAACUCCUCAAAUUUCUCUGAAAACUUGUCUCAGAAUUGCAUGGAGCUCAGCCAAGAAGUGAAAACCACGUCUGCCUACGAGUCUCACAUAUCAACGAAUGUCGAAUGCACUUUCAACAAGCCGAAAAAAGGAAUUCUAAAAAAGACAUAUGAGAGGGAAUCAGGAUAUUCAUCUUCCCCGGAGAGAAUAACGGCCUCAGAGUGCCAGAAGGCCUACCAUAAAGUAGCAGAAGAAAAAACAAGGUCAGAUAGAUACACAAGGAGGAAAAAGGGCAUUCUCAAAAAGAACGGACGAUUUUCAACCAGUUUGGAUCUACCCGCAGACUGUUCGUCCCUCCGGCUCUCAGACUCCAUGGAAGACUUAAUCUUCCCCACUGCAGAGGCUCCAAAGAGCCCUAGCCGGCCAUCGAGUGUGAUUAGCGAUGACAGCUUUCUCUCCAGCGAUUCCUUUGACCUGCUUGACAUGACUUUUGAAACAAAGUCCCAACUUUUCUCUUACAGCCCGCACACCAGUUUCUACAGUUCUGAGGAUGAUGACACCUUGACGAGCAAGCUUAGGGAGAAGCUUUCCAAUCGAAACCAUAAACUAUAA